Phaeoacremonium minimum UCRPA7 is the source of this 879-nucleotide messenger RNA. Its product is annotated as putative gtp-binding protein. Bases 1 to 879 code for a protein of 292 amino acids. The record is from RefSeq and is a predicted model, not a curated record. NCBI's taxonomy places the organism in Eukaryota, Fungi, Ascomycota, Sordariomycetes, Togniniales, Togniniaceae. The transcript has a single exon.
AUGGCGGCUACUCAACUAUCAUUCUCUCUCCGCGUCUCUUCAGGCGUCAAGACCGUUCAUUUGCUCGGCUCCUGGGACAACUACGUCGGCCAGCUCCCGCUCUCCAAGGACAAGAACUCCUCCAAGGGAACCUGGAAGGGCACCUUCAGAUUCCAGGGCACCACCCUUGAGGCCGGCCAGCGAUACUGGUACUACUACAUCAUCGAUGGUUACCACGUCUCCCACAACCCCAGCGAGGCCUCAACCACAGAGCCGACCACCGGCCGGGAACUCAACAUCCUAGAUGUCCCAUCCGAGAAGAAGUCCAAGUCCUCAUCGCACUCUUCUUCCAAGGACAAGUCAUCCAGCAAGCACUCCUCCUCGUCCAAGCACCACUCAUCAUCCAAGGAGAAGUCUUCCCGCCACCGAUCCUCUGACAUCCCCAAGGGUCGUCCCCUGUCCGUCUCCCAGAUCAAGGCCCCCAAGCCCGUCGCUCCCCACGCCACCAAGAACAUCCUGAACGCCGACUUCGACGAGGUCGACGACUUGGCUCAGCGCUUCGGCUCCGCCGGCAUUGACGACGACUACUACGGCGAGAUCAUCACCGACUUCGACAGCGACACCGGCUCGCCCGUCUCCAGCAACGGCUCCUCCCUGUCCUACCGCUCCGACAGCUCCAGCCCCAUCUCGAGCAUGUCCGGCUACAGCACGCCCGGCUCAGACUGCAGCUCCUGCACCUGCGAGCGCUACGGCAUCACCCGCAAGGGCGACCGCGUCCGCCUCGACUGCGGCGGCUCCCGCUGCGGCUACGGCGAGGACAGCUCCGAGUGCUCCUCGUCCGAGGACGAGUACGUCAGCCCCGCCAGCUCGCGCCGCAACGGCAUGGUCGUCCGCGCAUAA